This is a messenger RNA of Aspergillus campestris IBT 28561, 1332 nucleotides long. RefSeq lists its product as uncharacterized. The record is from RefSeq and is a predicted model, not a curated record. Bases 1 to 1332 code for a protein of 443 amino acids. The transcript has 2 exons. NCBI's taxonomy places the organism in Eukaryota, Fungi, Ascomycota, Eurotiomycetes, Eurotiales, Aspergillaceae.
AUGUCGACCCAAUCACCUACUCCUCUGACUCCUAAGGGUCCUCGCAACAACCGACGCACCCCUAAACGGAAUGCAAUUCCCUCCACACAAAAGAACACUUUUCUAUCGACACCUCCGUCCUCCCCUCCGAGGAACCUGAGUCCAGGGGGAACAGCUACAGACUCGUCUGUUAAUGUGAAUAUGUCCAAGAAAAAGAACGGCAGGUCCACCAAGAAACCGCGAGAGGGAUUCAUCAAAGCUUCCCCGGCACCACCAGUAAAUGGCCAUCGGCACAUCAGUUCGAAUACGGUCAAUAAUAAUAAUGGCAACGCAAUUCUUCCUCCAAGGGACAGUCCGCAUUACGCAGGCCCUACUUUCCAUGCGUCCCCCGCUCCCUCCGCGCUUCCGAUCCCGAGCUUCUUUUCCAAGUCUCUUCCCGAAUCCGACCUCGCGCCAGCACUAGAAUCCGAUGCCGAAAAUCCGGAUGCCGAGCCCGAUUAUGAGACCACUCCGUCGAAGCCUAAACCACGUCCCCAAGUCCAGGAUGGAAAGCCGGAGUCCACUCCUCUCGAUUUUCUCUUCAAGGCGGCAGUCGAAGCCAGAAAUGUGCAACCACAACGCAGUCCCGAAGCAACCACUCACACUCGGAUUCGGUCUCCUCAGACAGAUUCCAAAACGUUGCGACAGCGUGGCUUUAAUGACUCUUCCAACGGGAUAUUCCCUUUCGAUAUGGGAAGCCCAGAGCCACGCUCCUCCCAGAUUGGGCCCUCGUUUGCUCCGUCUUACAAAGACCGUAUGAACGCCAUGCGGGCCACCAAUUCCCCUCCGUCGGCUGAAGUCGAGCUCGAUGAGGGUCAAAGAAAGGCCAAAACCGAGGCUUUGAAGACCCUACUCCUUAAUCCGCGUCCUCAAAGACCGUCGUCCGCGUCGAAUUUGGCUCAGGGUCCAGCUGAGCGCCCGAAGGAACAUCCGAAUGCCAAUCUCAGCAUCCCUCAUUUUGCCACACCUCUCAGAACGACCUCCAGCCCGCCAGGCCCGAUUCCUGAUGCGGCACGCAACAACUAUCAGUCUAUGACUGCGAACUCGUUCUAUCCCCGGCCUAACUACGCACAUUCCGGCACCCCCCAGCAAAACGUUCGCCAAACACAUGUGCCCUACGAUAACACCCGGUCUCCGGGUAAUUAUACACCGCACGCCCCUGUCCGCCACCAAUCCUCGCCUGUCCGAGCCAACCCGGUGGGCUCACCCCAGGUGCUGGACACAAAGAAAAUGGAGGAUGAUCUGCGGAAGAUCCUGAAGCUUGAUGCAAACCCUGGUUUUGCAUCCCCCGGCAUCCAAAGCUCUUACGCCUGA